AUGUCACAGAAGCUGCAGGUUCUGUCCGAUGGGGAUGAAAGCAGUGGACGUUAUAACUGUGAGGCGAGGCCGUGCAGGGAGGCGGGUCGGACGAAGGCUUCCAUCAAACUCCCAGCAGGUCCUCCAAAUCAUCUGCGAAACUUCAAGGUGAUGCUUUGGAUGCUGGCGUGCGUCCUGACUCUGGCAGAAGGGGCGAUUCCUGGGGCGGGCAGGGAGCUAGACCCCCGGCUCAACCUGGACGCAGCGGGCCGCCAGCCCCCACCCACCCCGGAGGUGGAGGGCAGAGAGGUCCGUCGGGACGUCCACAGCUCAUGGGGCGCCCUGCUGGCCAACCUGCCGCAUUCGGACAGAGCCGACCUUCACCGCGGCCGCCUCGCACGCUCUCCUUCCGGCUCCACCCCGCUCAAGAGCUCGCGGAAGAACCGGAAGAAGUCCAAAGGCAGCCGGGACUGCCGCAUGGAGAGGAAGGAGAUGCGGGUCCGAGACCUCGGACUGGGUUUCGAUUCGGAUGAGAUCGUCCUGUUCAAGUACUGCGCUGGCACUUGCCGCAGCUCGCGGUUGAACUACGACCUGGCGCUCAAGACUCUGAUGGACAAUCGGACCAUAUCUAAGCAGGCUGCCAAGAAGGUGAGCGCGCACCCCUGCUGCCGGCCUACCCGCUAUGAGACCGUGUCCUUUAUGGACGCCCAGACCACUUGGCGGACGAUUGAGUCCCUGUCGGCAGCCAGCUGUAGCUGUGUGGGCUGA
This is a messenger RNA of Scleropages formosus (Asian bonytongue), 747 nucleotides long. RefSeq names its product artemin (gene artn). The coding region runs from base 1 to 747 and encodes 248 amino acids. Lineage: Eukaryota; Metazoa; Chordata; Actinopteri; Osteoglossiformes; Osteoglossidae. The transcript is spliced from 4 exons. The record is from RefSeq and is a predicted model, not a curated record. Gene Ontology annotation, molecular function: growth factor activity; glial cell-derived neurotrophic factor receptor binding; receptor tyrosine kinase binding.